AUGCCCCUUGUCAAUUAUUCUGACUCGGAGUCCGAAUCAGAGACACCACCUCGCCCGGUCAAAAAGUCUUGCCAUAGCAGUUCCCAAUCAGCGCUGCCGCCUCUCCCUGCGGCGUUCCACGACCUCUAUGCAUCAACGACUCGCGUGAGCGUUCAAGAUGAUCCUAGUCUACAUGGUGGCCGAAAACGCGUCAUCCCCCAUGUCGAAGGGAACUGGCCAACACAUCUCUACCUAGAAUGGUACCCGGUGAAAGAAGAUUUGUCACUCCUCGCAAGCCUGAUUCCUCGGUCUGUGACUACUCCUGAUGAUAGCUCGACUCAAGUGCAUAGUCUAUUGCAUAGCGACCUCGGUGCGCAGCUACCACUUCAUAUCAGCUUGUCUCGACCGGUGGUUCUUCGUACCGAGCAGCGCACUUCGUUCACGGAGAAGUUGCAAAAUUCUAUCAAGGAAUCACAUAUACCCCCGUUCAAAACGCGGCCCAAUGUCCUCUACUGGGCGUCGAAUUAUGAGAAGACACGCUGGUUCCUCGUCUUCAGUGUCCAAAGACCUCUACAAAACCAUUUGAAUCGCCUGCUUAAACUAUCAAAUGAUGCGCUGGGUCAGUUCGACCAGCCGCCGCUCUACGCAGGCUCUCGUGCCCACGGGCAACAGCAGCAAGCGUCAUCUAUUGACGAAGAUAACGACACUAACACCGGAGAUUUCUCUGGGUGCUUCCAUAUCUCCCUGGCUUGGAGCUUGUCGGAGCCUAGCUCCAGAGAUCGUGAUAGACUUGCCCGUAUUGAUCUGCAAGCUUUGAGAGAUAUCCAAAUCGGAUUCGACAGUAUGAAAGCAAAGAUUGGCAACAAUGUCACAAGCAUACCAUUGGAUAGUAGCCUGAAUUGA
Penicillium olsonii is the source of this 882-nucleotide messenger RNA. The record is from the annotation of a GenBank genome assembly. Lineage: Eukaryota; Fungi; Ascomycota; Eurotiomycetes; Eurotiales; Aspergillaceae.